Messenger RNA from Schistocerca piceifrons (Central American locust), 1596 nucleotides. RefSeq lists its product as uncharacterized. Bases 133 to 759 code for a protein of 208 amino acids. The transcript is spliced from 6 exons. NCBI's taxonomy places the organism in Eukaryota, Metazoa, Arthropoda, Insecta, Orthoptera, Acrididae. The record is from RefSeq and is a predicted model, not a curated record.
GCGUGUGUGCCGUGCCGUUGCGUUCCGUUCCGUUGCGUGCUUGUGUUUGGAGCCUCGCCUCUGCCGUCUCCUCUCUUUCUGUGGAUACGCCAGAAGGCGCGGCACGGCGACUGCAUACUCCACGUGACAGCUAUGUCUGGAGAACCCGAGGAUACGAAAGAGCAAACCCAAAGGAAUGAUACAGAUAUAGGCCUCCAAGAUGUGCACCUCUCUGAUCCGAACGAGACUGUGUACAUGAUCUGUGGUGUGCUAAUUGCCAUGGUCCUGGUGGCACUCAUCAUCGUGCUGCUAGCUCUGACCAUCAGCAAACUGCGGAAGAGAGAUGACAACCAGAGCCCGCCGCCGCGGCAUCCUGUGGGCGUCGCAGCAGCAGCAGCAGCAGCAGCGACGACGACGACGACAACGACGACGCAGAUAACAGCUGUGAAUCACCUCAACUGCCAAUCUGUCGCUACGGUGUCUGCCCAGGUGACAACUACCAUCCUGCCGCCACCCGAGGCCUGCCCUGGGAGCACAGCAACGACAACAGUCUACCCUCCGCAGUUUCUGUGGCAAUUUCCACCACCCUACUCGCUGUACAGCAACAACCAGGACCCGCUCGUACACACCCUCCCUGCUGGUCAACCCGGAAUCUGCAGAGGAUUUAGGAAAAACCUGAGAGGCAGAUGGAGACGCCUUGUGAAGAGGAAACCUGCCAAUGAAGUGUACACAAUACCUGCAGAACUUCGGGACCAGUUGAAACAAAUCUAUGUAUAUUAAUACUAUUAGAUAUAUAAUGGACUGCAAAGUGCAGGUUUCUGGCGCUUAGCUGUGUCUGCAUCUCAGUGCGAACGAAGCUUUUUUAGUCAUGUUCAAAUACUGUGCAAAUGUCAAACCAAAAAGACAGUUGAGUCUGUUGUACUACAUACCAAUAUGGCCUUUCAAACCAUGAUAUUAUGAAACUGUAAAUAUGUGAUAUGUUUGUAAAGUAUUAUUCUGCCCACUUGUCUGAACUGUGAACUGCAUAUUCAGUUGGUGUGGCAGGAAAUCAUUGACUGUCAGCUCAUAUUGAGCUUGUUUAUCCUGAUUACAAUGGACUGCAGAAAGUGUUUACUUGUAAAUCAAGAUUGUCGCAUUUAUUGUCUGAAGUAUUUCAUAGCUGUUUAAUUCCAAAAUAUUUUCUAUUAAAUGCCUUGUUGCAUUUUAGAAAUUAAUGGCAAUGUCAGUUGUGAUUUCUCUCAGGGACAGUUGUACCUUUCUAAACUUUGUUGAAAGUGCUGAAAAUCCCUGAUAAGAAUAGGAAUCCAUUCUUCCCAUGCCAACUGACCACUAAGUUAUUAUAGUCAAUAAACUGUAAAUAGUAAGGACUAAGUUAAAUUUUAAUUUAAAAUAGACAUGGUGACAGUGUCUGCCAAAAUGUGAACUAAAACUGUUUUGUGAUAAAGAAUGGCAAAUGUUAUCAAAUAGAUGGAACUUGUUCAGUAUUCUAUGGCAGUAUAUACACCAGUUUUAAAAUUUAGAUCUGUCCUAUAUUGAACAUCAUUUGAAAUUUAUGAUCUGAGUCAUUCAUGUCAACCAUUCCAUCCAUCAAUGAGAAUAAAUAAAAUGUUAAUAUUG